Messenger RNA from Zychaea mexicana, 804 nucleotides. RefSeq lists its product as uncharacterized. NCBI's taxonomy places the organism in Eukaryota, Fungi, Mucoromycota, Mucoromycetes, Mucorales, Lichtheimiaceae. Bases 28 to 441 code for a protein of 137 amino acids. Gene Ontology annotation, cellular component: mitochondrion. The record is from RefSeq and is a predicted model, not a curated record. The transcript has a single exon.
GCGAAAUUAUUAGAACGUGCGAUCGAAAUGGCAGGCAUGACGUUCGAGGACCCCUAUCUGGCACUGUCGAUUUUCGAACACGCCAAAACCCACAGUGUUGUGAGCUACGUGUCUGGAUGUACCACGGAGGUGUACAACGCCAUGUUGAUGAUGCGAUGGAAACUUUGGCGCGACGUACACGGAAUGCUGAAUUUGGUCGACGAAAUGAUGGCCAACGGUGUAGGAUACGAUACCGAGACGCGUCGGAUUGUGCAACUGGUGGUAGCCGAAGUGGAGAAUGAAAUGCGCUUGGAUAACGAUGAUGACGAGGAUGACGGUGCUGCUAGUAGCGAUGUAUAUCGUUAUGGUCCAAACAUGAAGGAUGGCAUGGUGUGGAGCAUGGAUGAAAGACGAUCCGCCAAUAUCAUGAAAGCCCUAGUUGGAAAAUGGUUGUUCAAAUAAAAAACAUUUUUAAGAUGUGGGUCAAACAUAUCGAACCUUUUUACUCGAUCGGAUUGGAAGCGGAAUCGCCGAUAACGAUGAACAAUCGGCAUUUCAACAUGGUUUGGGCUGCUUGGUUCGGUUUUACGCCUUCCAGUGCCUGGUUUCACCUGCUUGUGACAGUUCCUUUUUUUUCCUUUCUUUCUUUGUCUUUCUAACUCUCUUAAACCUCAAUCAUCCUCUCCCUACCUCUCUCUCUAUCUUUUUAUUAAAAGCACCCAUUAGCUCAUUUUACAUGGUCGCUACAAGGAAAGCUACUGCAACAAAAGCUCAACGCAACAAUGGCGUCAAUCGUCGUGUCACUCGUUCGACUACCGCCGCAGC